AUGUCGCUGCUCUGGUUAUGGCUCGCCGUCGGCAUCCGGUUCUUCCGAGAGCUGGGCGAAGUCAGCACCAGCGCCAGCGACAGGUCGCCCAGCGACGAGGUCGGCAGCGUACCGUUGCGGCAUGGCCAGCAGCUGCCGGCGGCCGCCGACACGGUCACCAUCACGGUGCACUCGGUGACGCUGCGACCGGACGCCGAGCUGCCGGAGCCGAAGGCUGGCGAGCGGCCGCGCCUCUUCGUCGAGUACCGCUUCCUGGACGUGCCGGCCGAGCAGCUGGAGACGCCGGUCUCGCUGCCGCUCGGGGAGCCCAGCCAGCCGCUGCACUUCAACUUCAGGAAGGUGAUCACGGUGGGCGGUCUGGAGCACCGGGAGCGGCGCCGUCUGCUGGCGCGCCAGCUGCGGCGCGGCGCCGACCACGGCGGCCUCGUCACCUUCACCGUGGUGGCCGAGCCGCCCGACUCGGUCGACGAGUCCGCCGAGUGUACCGACGUCGGGUACGCUCACCUGAGCCUGCCCGAGCUGCUGACCUCGGGCGUGACCUGA
Messenger RNA from Pollicipes pollicipes, 543 nucleotides. Its product is annotated as X-linked retinitis pigmentosa GTPase regulator-interacting protein 1-like. Gene Ontology annotation, cellular component: ciliary transition zone. The transcript is spliced from 4 exons. The coding region runs from base 1 to 543 and encodes 180 amino acids. Gene Ontology annotation, biological process: non-motile cilium assembly. The record is from RefSeq and is a predicted model, not a curated record. Lineage: Eukaryota; Metazoa; Arthropoda; Thecostraca; Pollicipedomorpha; Pollicipedidae.